CGUAGACAUGCUUUCUCUGCCGCUGAUUAAUGGGCGAGUUUGACGUACUGAUCAUUGCUGGACUCGUAGCCGUUGGAAUCUUCUUACUCAGCGUUGGUAUGGCGUUUCUGCAGGUGAAAGUGGAAUUUGCGAUCCUUUCUAACGCAUUUGUGCUAGGACUUUGGCUGUUGAUUCGCUGGUGGAAACGAGGGAAUGCUCAGUCGGAGGAGAUGAACCAGCCGAUGCGUCGAAUUUCCCAUAAGCGCACUGCCUCGCUUAGGGCGGAGAACAGGAGACAAGGCUCUAGACAGCUGUCCCGCAUAUCCGGGCACGAGAGUCAGGAUCCUCGUCUGGGAGACAGAACCACACCAUCACGCCUGCCUCGUACCGCCUCACCUCUGUACGGCCCUCCCGAUUAUCAGGCGCAUAUCCCAUAAUCCUUAA
This is a messenger RNA of Cantharellus anzutake, 423 nucleotides long. RefSeq lists its product as uncharacterized. NCBI's taxonomy places the organism in Eukaryota, Fungi, Basidiomycota, Agaricomycetes, Cantharellales, Hydnaceae. The record is from RefSeq and is a predicted model, not a curated record. The coding region runs from base 30 to 416 and encodes 128 amino acids. The transcript is spliced from 2 exons.